This is a messenger RNA of Symsagittifera roscoffensis, 757 nucleotides long. RefSeq lists its product as uncharacterized. The record is from RefSeq and is a predicted model, not a curated record. NCBI's taxonomy places the organism in Eukaryota, Metazoa, Xenacoelomorpha, Acoela, Convolutidae. The coding region runs from base 103 to 741 and encodes 212 amino acids. The transcript has 5 exons.
ACUUUCAAUCGGCGCUUUUUGGUCCGGAUCCGAUAUCUGCAUGCCCUUUCUAAUUUUUGUGUCGGCACUAUUAUAGAUCGAUUUUGGAUUGUUACUUCUGGAAUGUGUAUGCGAUACGGAAAAGGUGUCAGCUUCUUAGUUGAGGUUGGGGACUACACAAGACCUAUCAGACGAAUCGAGCCUAUCUUAUCAACUGAAGUAUUCUACACUGAACCCUGGGACACGGCUGAGAGUCCCCACGAUGUGGUUGCAGUAGUCAGAGUAGCCAGACCAAUUCAAGAUAUAUCGAGAUAUCUGAAGAUCUGCCAGAGACCUGGAUCCCAAGGAGACACCAUUGGCACCUGUGGAUUGGGCCAAACAUCCAGAUCUGAAGCCAAACAUUCGAGGACUCUGAUGGAAGCCUACUUUUCUGUCAGCUACCUGCCAGAUGGUUUUGUUCCGGUCGUGGAUCAGCUGAGUUUCUGUCGAGAAAAAGACAUUUGUACUCGUGAAAUUACACCAGGCGCUCACAGCUGUUUAAAAGACGCUGGCGCACCGGUUUAUCAAUUCGGCUGUGCUGAUUCAGAGGACGGUUUCCAGUACCCGAUCCCCAAAUGUCUAUACGGAAUGGUGAAGUCUGUGAAAAGUUUUGAAAUCGACUCACAGGGCGACUAUUUGGGAUGCAAAGGACCAGAGACGUUCACGAACUUGACUCACUAUUUUCCUGAGAUCCAACGGAUUAUUGACAAUUAUCGAUUUUGAACUUUAAGACAAAGUG